Trematosphaeria pertusa is the source of this 489-nucleotide messenger RNA. RefSeq lists its product as uncharacterized. The transcript has a single exon. The coding region runs from base 1 to 489 and encodes 162 amino acids. The record is from RefSeq and is a predicted model, not a curated record. NCBI's taxonomy places the organism in Eukaryota, Fungi, Ascomycota, Dothideomycetes, Pleosporales, Trematosphaeriaceae.
AUGGCUAGGAGUUCCCGUUCGGCCAUCGAGAAGCGAUCUGUCCGCCGCAAGCACUCGUUCGGCGGCUGCCGCACCUCGACGACGUCACGUGAAGUGCGACCAGGUCCGACCAGUGUGUCUGGCAUGUCCGCUGGAUGCCUCCAUCGACACCAUCCUCGGCCAAAGCUGGAGGAGGUCGCGUUGACGAGGACGAUGCGAGCAGGACCACGACGCGCCAUUACCUGUACUCAGGCAUGUAACCGACUGCAUCCCCCGAAGCCUGAAAGGCCAGAGGCAUCCAGGGCGUCGAUGAACGCCGCCUUGAGCGUGCGUUCAGUCGAUGCAUCGCUCGCAGAAAUCGAUGAGCGGACGCAAGACGGCCAGCAGCUAGCCCAGGGUCAUACUGCCAUCGGCCUUUUCGGCGUCCUCAAUAUUGAUCGUAUGUCUCGCGAACCUGCUGCAGAGCCUAUUCUCAGUGCAACAGCGCCUACAACGCUUGACUCCGCCUGA